AUGGCUCCCAUAGUAAAAAACAUACUACAUGCCGGACAAAAAUAUGUUCCUAUCACUGAUGGCAGUAAGGCCCACUUCCACUUUCAAACCUGGAAGCUUGGCAAGGAGAGAACUCUUAUUGAUGAUAGUAAAAAGAUAGGAAAACAGGAGCCAAUGGUACUUGUUAUUGGCCACAAAUUCAAAUUGGAAGUCUGGGAGACAAUUGUUAAGAUGAUGGCUGUUGGGGAGGUAGCCAGUUUCACAGUGCAAAAGGAGCUAGUCUACAGUUACCCAUUUGUUUCCAAAACCCUAAGAGAAUUGGGACAAGAACAGCACAAAGUAAAACAUUCAUGCACAAUGACAUUGCACACAGAAGGCAUUGGAUAUGCUGACCUCGAUGACUUAAUAAGUAAUCCAUGUGAUUUGGAGUUUAUUAUAGAACUAUUAAAAGUAGAGAAAUCAGAUGAAUAUGAAAAAGAACUAUGGCAGCUGAAUAUUGAGGAGAGGCUAAAAUUAGUACCUGAACUCAAGGAGAAGGGCAAUAAAUAUUACAUUGAAAAGCAGUAUGAUGAAGCUGAAGACUGUUAUGCGCGAGCGUUGGCAAUUCUUGAACAGUUAAUGAUAAGAGAAAGAAAAAAAGAUGACGAAUGGAUAUCACUUAACAGCCUAAGACUUCCGAUUCUACUCAACUACGCGCAAUGUAAGCUCCUCAAAGAAGAUUACUAUGCUGUAAUAGAACAUUGUAAUACUGUCCUAGAACAUGAUAAAGAUAAUGUAAAAGCACUGUACAGAAGGGGUCGCGCACACGUUGGAGCUUGGAAUCCUGAGGAAGCUGAAAAGGACUUCCUGCGCGUAAAAGAGUUAUGCCCGACGCUGCAACCUGGAAUUAACAACGAGUUAGAGAACAUUAGAUCGUUGAGAAAAGAAAAGGCAGAUAAGGACAGAGAUGCGCUGAGAAGAAUAUUUGACAAAGAACGCGAUGCUACAUAA
This is a messenger RNA of Leptosia nina, 969 nucleotides long. The record is from the annotation of a GenBank genome assembly. Lineage: Eukaryota; Metazoa; Arthropoda; Insecta; Lepidoptera; Pieridae.